AUGUUUCUCUCACGCCCUGCCUUCGCUGCCGCCCGCAGAGCGGCAGUCAGCCCCAUGAUCAAGCGCAGCUUCACAAGCUCCAUUGUGCGCAGAGAAGCAGCACCUACACCUGCCAGCGGAUCCAACGAUGGCAAGAUCAAGAAGUUCCAGGAUAUUAAGAGCGAGGCCGAUCUCAUCGGCCCUGGUGCCGUGCCAGGAACCAUUCCCACCGAUCUCGAGCAGGCUACUGGUUUGGACCGACUGGAAAUAUUGGGAAAGAUGCAGGGCGUUGACAUCUUCGACAUGAAGCCAUUGGAUGCUUCUCGCCUGGGCACGCUCGACAACCCAAUUGUUGUCAAGUCCUUCGGUGAUGAGCAGUAUGCCGGGUGUACUGGUUUCCCGGCCGACUCUCACAAUGUUAUCUGGCUCACGAUGUCCCGGGAGCGCCCAAUCGAGAGAUGUCCUGAAUGUGGCAACGUCUUGAAGAUGGAUUAUGUCGGCCCACAAGAAGACCCCCACGCUCACGAUGCCCACGGACACGGCGACCACGGUCACGCAUACGAGGAGCCAAAAACCUUUGCCGAUUUCGUUCGCCCCGAGUACAGAUAG
Cadophora gregata is the source of this 588-nucleotide messenger RNA. It is a transcript of the gene COX4, whose product is annotated as Cytochrome c oxidase subunit 4. The record is from RefSeq and is a predicted model, not a curated record. Gene Ontology annotation, cellular component: mitochondrial envelope. The coding region runs from base 1 to 588 and encodes 195 amino acids. Gene Ontology annotation, biological process: mitochondrial electron transport, cytochrome c to oxygen. Lineage: Eukaryota; Fungi; Ascomycota; Leotiomycetes; Helotiales; Ploettnerulaceae. The transcript has 5 exons.